GUUAGUAAUACAUUUGUAAUACAAUGGUAUCGUUUAAAGUUUUAUGUAGCCUGUUGGUUAUGUGUUUUAUUUUAUGCCGUGGCGAUAAUAUGCUUGGUCCUGGCAAAUGGGUGAUCGUGAGUAUCGACAGAUGUGAAGAAGACGAAAAAUACCAGACCAACAUCGACGUGGACAUGCACCGCGCCAACCGCACACACGUCGCCUUCUCCUUCAAAGUGUCCCUCGCUGAGGAUUUCGACUACACCGUAUCGAUACGCAUAGACAUCUGCAAGUACGUGGACGGGGGCUGCAAGACGUACCAGACGCUGGCAGACGAGAGCGCAAUCAACUUCUGUGAGAAGUACGCAAAACAGAACGUUGACGCAGCGUUACAAAUGCUCGACAUGAAUGGAUUCCCUUUGCCAGUGGGCGACUAUGCAGUAGAUGACUACAUAUUCAACGUGGCGGAGUUGCCGGAGAACGCGGUGUACGGAGACUUCGUGGGGAAGGGAUAUCUUAUAAAGCAAGGUGUGGAGUUCUCAUGCGUCAAGGUCGCAGCCAACUUUGUCAAGAAUGAUGAUGAAGAUGAGGAAGAUUGAAUUUGUUUAAUAUAUUGAUUGACACCUUUCACACUCGUAUUUUUCUACUAGUUUGCUGUAGGUAAAUAAUGUACAUAACAUAGAAGA
Papilio xuthus (Asian swallowtail) is the source of this 665-nucleotide messenger RNA. RefSeq lists its product as uncharacterized. The record is from RefSeq and is a predicted model, not a curated record. The transcript has 4 exons. The coding region runs from base 24 to 578 and encodes 184 amino acids. Lineage: Eukaryota; Metazoa; Arthropoda; Insecta; Lepidoptera; Papilionidae.